Jatropha curcas is the source of this 3813-nucleotide messenger RNA. RefSeq names its product Pentatricopeptide repeat (PPR) superfamily protein. The record is from RefSeq and is a predicted model, not a curated record. Gene Ontology annotation, molecular function: protein binding. NCBI's taxonomy places the organism in Eukaryota, Viridiplantae, Streptophyta, Magnoliopsida, Malpighiales, Euphorbiaceae.
GGCUACACAGCCUAUGCUGUACGCUUGAGGACAUCGAAAGCUCUAUGCUCCUCUUUCCCCACCAUUACAGCCACCGUAGUCUGCGGUCUCCAUUGGAAUUCACAAAAUAAUGGGUCUAAUCCCAUACAAAAAUUUACAGUUCUUCAAGAAUCGACACCGAAAUGUAAUUUCAAGACUCAGAAUCCGCUGUCUCAAAUUCAUCUCGUAUAGUACCAGUAACCAAAACGACAGCACGGUCAAAGAAAUCACUGGAUUAUUGAAGGAAAACAACUGGCAACACCUCAUAGAAUCUUCUACUUUAUCAAGUAGGUUAAACCCAGAUGUAGUUAUUUCGGUUCUCAAACAAAACCUGGUGAAUGAUCCUAAGCGCCUGUUUGGUUUCUUCAACUGGGUCCAUUCGAGAGUUGGUAUACCUCAAAAUCUUUAUUCCUUUUCAAUUACUGCAGUAAUUCUAUGCAAUUCACAGCAGUUUGUUCCUGCAAAUAUCGUUUUGGAACGAAUAAUUGAGGCCCGAAUGCCGCAUUUGAAGAUUUUGGAUUCAAUUAUUACGUGCUUUAGAGAGUUUAAUUGGAAUAAUUCAGUGGUUUUCGAAAUAUUGAUUAAUGCUUACAAAAAGAAGGGGUUUUUGAAUGAGGCUGCUGGUGUGUUUUUAGGAGCUAAAAACCAUGGCUUUGUGGUUGGUUUGGUUUGUUGUAAUUCUUUGUUGAAGGAUUUGUUGAAGGGGAAUAGAUUGGAGUUGUUUUGGGAUGUGUAUAAUGGGAUGUUAGAGGCUAAGGUGGUUCCUGAUGUAUACACUUAUACAAAUUUAAUUAAUGCAUAUUGCAGAGCAGGAAAUGUUAAGGCGGGUAAAAGCAUACUUUUUGAUAUGGAAGAGAAGGGUUGUAAUCCUAGUUUGGUUACUUACAAUGUGUUGCUUGGAGGGUUCUGCAGAGCUGGAGAUGUUGAUGAAGCUUUUAAGCUAAAGAGGACUAUGGUUGAUAAGGGUUUGUUCCCUGAUAAUUAUACUUAUGGUGCACUUAUUGAUGGAUUUUGUAAACAAAAGAGAUCUAGAGAGGCGAGAUUGAUGUUGAAAGAGAUGUAUAGCGUGGGUUUGAAACCUGAUCCUAUUGCUUAUACUUCUUUGAUUGAUGGGUUUAUGAAACAGGGUGAUAUUAGAGAAGCUUUUCAGGUUAAGGAGGAGAUGCUUGCUCAUGGAAUUAAGCUAAAUCUUUUCACAUAUAAUGCACUUAUUCAUGGGAUGUGUAAGGUUGUUGAGAUGGAGAAAGCGGAAGCACUUUUUAGUGAAAUGAUUGCAAUGGGAAUAAAACCUGAUACCCAGACUUAUAAUUGCUUGAUAGAAGGGUAUUAUAAGGAACAGAAUGAGGCAAAGGCAAAUGAGUUACUGAAUGAGAUGAUGAAAAGUAACUUGGCACCCACUGUAUACACUUGUGGUGUGAUAAUCAAUGCUUUGUGCUGCUCUGGAGAACUUGGAAGGGCAACCAAUGUGUUUCGGUAUAUGAUUUCUAAGGGUUUGAAACCAAAUGUUGUGUUGUACACUACUUUAAUAAAAAAGCUUGUCCAGGAAGGUGCAUUUGAAGGGGCAAUAAAGAUCUUAGAGGUUAUGGAGGAGCAAGGAGUAGUGCCAGAUGUCUUCUGCUAUAAUACUGUUAUAAUUGGCCUCUGCAAGGCUGGGAAGAUGGAAGAUGCAAGGAAGUACCUGGUUGAAAUGGCUAAGAAGGGAUUAAAGCCAAAUGUUUAUACUUAUGGGGCUUUUAUUCAUGGAUAUUGCAAGACUGGAGCAAUGCAAGAAGCUGACAGGUACUUUACAGAGAUGCUAGGUUGUGGUAUAGACCCAAAUCAUGUUGUUUAUUCGGCCUUGAUUGAUGGGCAUUGCAAGGAGGGCAAUACUGCUGCAUCCUUUGCAAAGUUUAGAUGUAUGCUUGAGCAACAAGUGCUUCCUGAUGUGCAGAUAUAUUGUAUUCUCAUCCAUGGCCUCUUAAGGAAUGGGAAACUGCAGGAAGCAACAGGGGUUUUCUCUGAACUCCUUGACAAAGGCCUGGUGCCUGAUGUAUUUACAUACAACGCUCUUAUUUCUGGCUUUUGUAAGCAAGGUGAUUUAAAGAGAGCCUUUGAGCUUUAUGAGGAGAUGUUUCAAAAAGGCAUAAAUCCAAACAUUGUUUCUUACAAUGCCCUGAUCAAUGGGCUUUGCAAGUUUGGUGACAUCGAGAGAGCUCGUGAACUGUUUGAUGGAAUUCCGAGUAAGGGUUUGGUUCGCAAUGGUGUGACUUAUUCUACGAUUAUAGAUGGAUAUUGCAAAUCUGGAAAUUUAAAUGAGGCAUUCCAGUUGUUUGAUGGGAUGGCAAUGGAGGGGGUUCCACCAGAUAGCUUUGUUUACUGCGCCCUAAUUGAUGGAUGUUGCAAAGAAGGAAGUUUGGAGAAGGCUCAGUCCUUAUUCUCACAAAUGGUGGAGAAAGGCUUGGCCUCUAUUUCUGCUUUCAAUGCCUUGAUCGAUGGCUUUUGCAGGUCAGGAAAACUGAUUGAGGCUUAUCAGCUAUUUGAAGACCAGUUUGAUAAGCAUAUCACUCCAAAUCAUGUGACCUACACAAUUUUGAUUGAAUAUCAUUGCCGGGUAGGAAGAAUGAAGGAAGCGAAGAAGCUCUUCCUGGAAAUGCAAAAGAGGAAUUUGAUGCCAAAUAUUUUAACUUACACAACACUGUUACAAGGCUACAACCGUAUAGGGAGCAGAUCUGAGAUGCAUACCCUAUUUGAUGAGAUGAUUGCAAGGGAUAUUGAGCCUGAUGAUAUGCUUUGGAGUGUGAUGAUUGAUGCUUACCUGCAAGAAGGUAACUGGAUUAAAGCUUUAAAGCUGGUGGAUGACAUAUUGUUGAAGGAUGUGAAUGUGGGCAAAAACGUGUAUAAUGUACUAACUGAUAUCCUAUGCACGUAUAAUAAUGUUCCCAAACUCUUGAAAUUACUUAAUGAAAUUGAAGAGCAAGGAUAUAAUCUCAAUCUUGCUACUUGUAGAGUUCUAGUUUGUUGUUUUCACAGAGCAGGAAGGACAGACGAAGCAGUGAAGGUUCUAGAUAGAAUGGUCAGGUUUGGAUGGGUCCCAGCCUCCACUGAUAUAUGUGAUUUUAUCAAUGAAGACAGUAAAAAGUCUGACAAUAUUGAUGAUUUCUCAAAGCAAACAGUACCUGGAAUUGCUUGUCAGGCGCAAGCCUGAUUGUUGCAGAAGAGAGUUUGAAUUGUGUCUGGACAAGGUGUUACCGGAGUCAAGAUUAAACUGAUAAUCAUAUGCCUUCAGAAAAUUGUGGUAGCCCUUUGGUUUAGACAAUGUGCAGCUUCCUUCUUGUGAAACAAAUCAAGGUGGAGAUUUGUCGAAUGAAAGUCACUGGGUACUCAAAAAGGUAUUUCUUCUAACUGAUGUUUCACUAGGAAGAGAUUAAGUGGGGAAGGAGUAAGAAGAUAAGAGAGCAGGUGAACAGGAGGUCAAGAGACAGUGAAGUCGAUUUGGUUAUGUUGUCAAAUGCCUCAGAUGAAGAUGGUGAUAGUGUUGCCGGUGGCAUAGGGCAGCAAACAUGAAUUUUGCAGAUGGGGCUGCUCAAGCAGUAACCGAGAAUGUCACCACCCAGAACAUGUUCUUGAUCUUAGUUUUCACUUUAUGUAGCAUCUUCUAUCUAUGGCUUUUACCAAGUUGUUUAUUCUCUUGCAUUUAAGAGAGUGCCGUUAUUCAUUUUUCAUUUGUAACGUCUGGGUUUCCUGCAAUAUUUAAUCUGAUAGUGUAAGCAUGGAAGUAAUGCAAUAAUAGCACAAUGCAUUUACCUCUUCUCAGCA